AUGGCUGUCAAUGAACUGACAAAGCUUGAUGAUGUCCUAUAUGAAGAAAAAUCUAAUAACCCUCUGGAUCAUUCUCCUAUCGUACGUGACCCAGCAAAGAGACGGAACAUAAUGUCUGUCGCAGACAGGAUUUGCCUGAUAGAACAAGGCUCUAUCCAGCCCAAACUCAUGCGUUAUCCUAGAAAUCCUAACAUAAAGGAUAAUAACAAACAAUGUACGUUUUCAUCAGAAUGGUUCAAACAGUAUCCAUACCUAGAAUAUUCCCUCCACACAGACAAAGCUUAUUGCUUUGUGUGUCAGUUAUUCCCGCAAUGUGACUCCAAGGAUGCUUGGAUUAAAGACUUUCAGAACGCGUGGGACAAGAAGAAAAGUGUCGGACAAAAGAAGAAAGGGAAGUUAUCCGCUCAUAUUGGUUGUAGUAGUCACAAAGCCGCGUUACAGCAGUUGAUUGACUUCUUGAUGGAUAAAGCUCGGCGAAAAGAGAUGAAUGAUAGUGCAGCAGAGAUCGAACGUAACAGAGAUGCGAUCAAAAUUAUGCUCGAUAUCACUAGAACACUUGGACGUCAAGGCUUGGCCAUAUGUGGAUCUAGCGAAGAAAACGAAGAGAAUAGUAAUUUCUAUCAGUUCGUGCAGUUGCUUUCGAGAAAUGUGCGGUCUUUCAAACGGUAG
Paramuricea clavata is the source of this 669-nucleotide messenger RNA. The record is from the annotation of a GenBank genome assembly. NCBI's taxonomy places the organism in Eukaryota, Metazoa, Cnidaria, Anthozoa, Malacalcyonacea, Plexauridae.